AUGUCCUCUCGCCCCGCCUGCAUGACCUCGACCUUUCGCCCACUCCUCCUCCUCCCGCGUUGUUCCUCCCGCAGCCGGAGCCACCCGCCACACCCUUCGCUGCCGGAUCCGCCCUUCGCCGUGAGAGACGCCGCCGAGCCCGUCCGUCGCGCCCGAGCCGCCGCCGGAGCCGUCCUUCACCGCAGGAGCCACCGCCGCCGAGCCCGUCCAUCGCGCCCGAGCCGUCGCCGAGCCCGUCCAUUGCGCCGGAGCCGCCCUACGCCGCGGGAGCCCCUUCGCCGGGAGUCCGAGGACGAGGAUGACAACGUCGACUACGAGGAGCAUCGGGAGGCCAGGCGGCGCCUGAUCCGCACUGUGCCGAUCGUUGACUGGUUCGAUGUCAAGAGCAACGAGGUCAAGACGACGUCUCCGAGGAAGUACUUCGUCCGGCCGAACGCGAGCAUCAUCCACCCGUGGGAUUCUUGCACGAUAACAAUUACCCUACAGUUACAGAAAGAGUACCCCACAAAUAUGCAAUCAAAGAAUAAAUUCUUGAUUCAGAGCACCAGGGUGGCUGCCAGCACCGACAUGGAUGAAAACCCCCCUGACACUUUCAAUAAGGAGGCUGAUAAGGUGAUUGAGGAAAUGAAGCUCAAGGUUGUCUACACAUUGCCCAGUGGAAGCUCAGACGACUCUGGUGUCACAUGUUCAGCAAAUAGGAGCUUCAAGCAGGGCGACGACGAUCUCUCGAUGCUGAAGAAUGCAAGCAUUGAAGAGAUGACACUUCAAUCUUCUUUAUAUUCAAGUGCAGAAAGAUUUCAGAUGCCAUGA
Molecule: messenger RNA, 810 nt
Organism: Triticum turgidum subsp. durum (durum wheat)
Lineage: Eukaryota; Viridiplantae; Streptophyta; Magnoliopsida; Poales; Poaceae
Source: the annotation of a GenBank genome assembly